UUUAGGCGCCAGUUCAUCAGCAGAGCAGACAUUUUCUACUUCUUCAGCUCCGCCGGGGAGCACAUCGGAGCUUUACCACUGAUUUAUUUUAUUUUUUCUGGCCGGAGACGGCGAAGACGAUGCCAGGUCCCGCCUUAGAGAUGGAGCCAGUUGAACCACAGUCAUUGAAGAAGCUUAGCUUCAAAUCUCUCAAAAGAGCCCUAGACCUUUUCUCUCCGGUCCACGGCCAUGUCGCUCCUCUCGAUCCCGAAAGCAAAAAAAUUCGUAUCAGUCAUAAGAUAAGUGUUGAGUACGGAGGAAUGAAGAACAUCGGUACUAAGCCUACUGGCCAGGCAAGUUCCGCUCCCGAUAGUGCUAUUGGAACUCCAGCGCCUUCCAAUGCUCUCGCACUUCCUGGUCCGACUGAUUCUAGGGAUGUGAAGUCUGGGGCACAAAAUGCAGUGGUUAUUGGUCCAACCGUGCAGCCAAACACACAAAAUGACGCUGGUCUUCAGGGAAGAAGCUCAGCUAUUGUUUCGGCAUCUGGUUCAUCUGAAAGGAUGUCUACUUCUGCAAUUAUGGAAAGAAUUCCAAGCAAGUGGCCACGUCCGGUUUGGCAUGCUCCAUGGAGAAAUUAUAGGGUCAUAAGUGGUCACUUAGGGUGGGUAAGAUCAGUUGCAUUUGAUCCCAGUAACACAUGGUUUUGUACGGGUUCAGCAGAUCGUACAAUCAAGAUUUGGGAUGUUGCAAGUGGAAAGUUAAAACUCACAUUGACAGGCCACAUUGAGCAAGUACGAGGUCUUGCUGUCAGCGACAGGCAUACCUACAUGUUUUCAGCUGGUGAUGACAAACAAGUUAAAUGCUGGGACUUGGAACAGAAUAAGGUCAUUCGUCAUUACCAUGGUCAUCUGAGUGGUGUUUACUGUUUGGCUCUUCAUCCAACAAUAGAUGUUUUGCUUACUGGAGGACGUGAUUCUGUCUGCCGGGUGUGGGACAUUCGAAGUAAGAUGCAAAUUCAUGCGCUCUCUGGACAUGAUAACACAGUUUGCUCAGUUUUUACUCGACCUACGGACCCACAAGUUGUGACUGGCUCCCAUGACACAACUAUCAAGUUUUGGGACCUCAGAUAUGGAAAGACCAUGACAACACUGACAUACCAUAAGAAAUCUGUUCGGGCGAUGGCAUUGCAUCCUAAAGAACACAGUUUUGCAUCUGCCUCAGCUGACAACAUCAAGAAAUUUAACCUCCCUAGAGGGGAGUUUGUGCACAAUAUGCUUUCUCAGCAGAAGACUAUAAUAAAUGCAAUGGCUGUCAAUGAGGAGGGUGUUAUGGUGACUGGAGGUGACAAUGGUAGCUUAUGGUUCUGGGAUUGGAAGAGUGGUCAUAACUUUCAGCAAUCCCAAACAAUUGUACAACCUGGGUCGUUGGAUAGCGAAGCUGGUAUCUAUGCCCUUUCUUAUGACAUAACUGGUUCAAGGCUCGUAACUUGUGAAGCUGACAAAACGAUUAAAAUGUGGAAAGAGGAUGAAAAUGCUACCCCCGAAACUCAUCCUCUCAACUUCAAGCCACCCAAAGAUAUCCGAAGAUUUUAGACCCUCGACACGAACACUUGAUUUUGUUUUGGAUGAUAUUUUACACGCUCAGGCAUGUUCGGGGUUUGAUUGGCUGUAACGAGGAGUGUUGGAUGAGGGAUUAAUGAUAGGAACAAAAAUGAGAUCCUAAAUUAAUUAAUUCGAGUUGCCAACCCAACUAACCCGAAAAUAUGGGUUGGGUUGAGAAUGUCUCCCAAUCCGACCCAACCCAUUUACACCCCUAUUUGCAAGGGACUGUUUGGAGGUGUAAUUAGGAUUUUGUUAGAUAAGGAGUUAAAGGAGGAACGAAAAUGAGAUCAAGUGGAUUGAGUUGUAAAAUAUGGAAAUGAAAUGAGUUUUGUAUUACAAAUCAAUUCAAAACGAACAAUCUAAUAAAUAGGAUUUGGAUUGCAUUACAAUUUCA
Cucumis melo (muskmelon) is the source of this 1974-nucleotide messenger RNA. Its product is annotated as protein pleiotropic regulatory locus 1. Bases 120 to 1571 code for a protein of 483 amino acids. The record is from RefSeq and is a predicted model, not a curated record. The transcript is spliced from 18 exons. NCBI's taxonomy places the organism in Eukaryota, Viridiplantae, Streptophyta, Magnoliopsida, Cucurbitales, Cucurbitaceae. Gene Ontology annotation, molecular function: protein binding. Gene Ontology annotation, cellular component: catalytic step 2 spliceosome; precatalytic spliceosome; Prp19 complex. Gene Ontology annotation, biological process: mRNA splicing, via spliceosome.